This is a messenger RNA of Mauremys reevesii (Reeves's turtle), 6658 nucleotides long. It is a transcript of the gene ANKRD44, whose product is annotated as ankyrin repeat domain 44. Gene Ontology annotation, biological process: regulation of cardiac muscle contraction; protein localization to T-tubule; protein localization to ciliary inversin compartment. NCBI's taxonomy places the organism in Eukaryota, Metazoa, Chordata, Testudines, Geoemydidae. The transcript has 30 exons. Gene Ontology annotation, cellular component: T-tubule; nucleus; cytoplasm. The coding region runs from base 57 to 3362 and encodes 1101 amino acids. The record is from RefSeq and is a predicted model, not a curated record. Gene Ontology annotation, molecular function: protein binding.
CCAUACCUCUUUCAGUUCCUUCUCCAUUCUGGUGCCUUCUAGACCCCUAGGACAACAUGUAUGACUCGUCUAAAUGCUGGAGUUUGAGAACCACAGCGUUAUGUGUUUCGUGCCUAUACAGCAAGCCACCACUGGUCCAAGCAAUUUUCAGCGGUGAUCCAGAGGAGAUACGGAUGUUGAUCUACAAAACUGAGGAUGUUAAUGCUCUGGAUGGUGAGAAACGCACCCCGCUUCAUGUUGCGGCUUUUCUGGGGGAUGCAGAGAUCAUUGAGCUCCUCAUUUUGUCAGGGGCUCGUGUCAAUGCCAAGGACAAUAUGUGGCUGACCCCUCUUCAUCGGGCUGUUGCCUCAAGGAGCGAAGAAGCAGUACAAGUAUUGAUUAAGCAUUCAGCGGAUGUUAAUGCUCGGGACAAGAACUGGCAGACACCGUUGCAUGUAGCAGCUGCAAACAAAGCAGUGAAGUGCGCAGAAGUAAUCAUCCCAAUGCUGAGCAGCGUCAAUGUCUCUGACAGAGGGGGGCGGACAGCGUUACACCAUGCAGCUCUGAAUGGCCACAUUGAGAUGGUGAACUUGCUUUUAGCCAAAGGGGCAAACAUCAAUGCUUUUGACAAAAAGGACAGGAGAGCUAUUCAUUGGGCAGCAUAUAUGGGCCACCUGGAGGUUGUUGCCUUGCUGAUUAACCAUGGCGCAGAGGUGACUUGUAAGGACAAAAAGGGUUACACUCCACUUCAUGCUGCUGCAUCCAAUGGGCAGAUUAAUGUAGUGAAACACCUUCUUAAUCUAGGUGUAGAGAUUGAUGAAAUGAAUAUCUACGGAAAUACUGCGCUCCACAUUGCAUGUUAUAAUGGUCAGGAUUCGGUAGUUAAUGAGUUGAUUGACUAUGGUGCUAAUGUUAAUCAGCCUAAUAAUAGUGGAUUUACCCCCUUGCAUUUUGCUGCUGCCUCCACUCAUGGAGCUUUGUGUCUUGAACUGCUAGUGAAUAAUGGAGCAGAUGUUAAUAUUCAGAGUAAAGAUGGCAAGAGUCCACUGCACAUGACAGCUGUCCACGGGAGGUUCACACGGUCGCAAACCCUCAUUCAGAAUGGAGGUGAAAUUGACUGUGUUGAUAAGGAUGGCAACACCCCUCUGCAUGUGGCUGCGAGAUAUGGACAUGAGCUUUUGAUUAACACCCUAAUAACCAGCGGAGCUGAUGCUGCCAAGUGCGGUAUCCACAACAUGUUCCCCUUACAUUUAGCAGCACUAAACGCUCACUCGGACUGCUGCAGGAAGUUGUUGUCAUCAGGACAAAAGUAUAGCAUAGUGUCCUUGUUUAGUAAUGAGCACGUGCUGUCUGCAGGCUUUGAAAUAGACACCCCAGAUAAUUUUGGAAGAACGUGCCUCCACGCUGCUGCUGCAGGAGGUAACGUUGAAUGUGUAAAACUCUUGCAGAGCAGUGGAGCAGAUUUUAAUAAAAAGGACAAAUCUGGGAGGACACCUUUGCACUAUGCAGCUGCGAAUUGUCAUUUCCAUUGUAUCGAGACACUGGUGACCACAGGGGCAAAUAUUAAUGAAACGGAUGACUGGGGACGUACUGCUUUGCACUAUGCUGCUGCUUCAGACAUGGACAGAAAAAGAAAGAAUAUUUUAGGUAACUCCCAUGAAAAUGCCGAAGAACUUGAAAGAGCCAAUGAGAUGAAGGAAAAAGAAGCUGCAUUGUGUCUAGAGUUCCUGCUUCAGAAUGAUGCCAAUCCAUCGAUCCAAGACAAAGAAGGGUACAACACAGUGCACUAUGCUGCUGCUUAUGGCCAUAGACAGUGUUUGGAAUUGAUUGGAAACAAAACUCCAUUGGAUAUACUUCUGGAAAAAACCAGCAACAUUUUUGAUGAACCAGAUUCAGUAGCUACUAAAAGUCCUUUGCAUUUAGCUGCCUAUAAUGGUCAUCAUCAAGCCUUGGAGGUACUUCUUCAGUCUCUGGUAGACUUGGAUAUUAAGGAUGAGAAAGGACGCACUGCCUUGGACCUGGCUGCCUUUAAAGGACAUGCAGAAUGUGUUGAAGCUCUCAUCAGCCAGGGUGCUUCCAUCUUGGUAAAAGAUGACGUCACCAAAAGAACCCCACUCCAUGCCUCAGUCAUCAACGGUCACACACCAUGUUUGCGGCUGUUGCUGGAAGUUGCAGACAACCCGGAUGUGACAGAUGCCAAAGGACAAACCCCACUGAUGCUAGCUGUGGCAUAUGGGCACAUUGAUGCUGUUUCCUUGUUACUUGAAAAAGAAGCAUCUGUAGAUGCCGCAGAUCUCCUGGGAUGCACAGCUUUACAUCGAGGGAUUAUGACUGGGCAUGAGGAAUGCGUUCAAAUGCUGUUGGAACAAGAAGUAUCUAUCUUGUGCAAAGACUCCAGAGGCAGGACACCUUUACAUUAUGCAGCAGCUCAUGGUCAUGCCACUUGGUUGAGUGAAUUACUGCAGAUGGCACUGUCAGAAGAGGACUGUAGUUUCAAAGAUAAUCAAGGUUAUACACCAUUGCACUGGGCUUGUUAUAAUGGUAAUGAAAAUUGCAUAGAGGUACUAUUGGAACAGAAAUAUUUCCGCAAAUUUAAUGGUAAUAACUUCUCUCCAUUGCACUGUGCUGUAAUCAAUGAUCAUGAAAAUUGUGCGUCACUGCUCAUUGGGGCUAUAGAUGCCAGCAUUGUCAACUGUAAAGAUGACAAAGGAAGAACUCCACUUCAUGCGGCAGCCUUUGCCGAUCAUGUGGAAUGCUUGCAGCUUCUUUUAAAUCACAAUGCACUGGUAAAUGCUGCAGAUAAUUCAGGGAAAACGCCACUUAUGAUGGCAGCUGAAAAUGGACAUGCAGGUGCUGUAGAUUUUUUGGUGAACAGUGCCAAGGCUGAUCUGACUGUAAAGGAUAAGGACUUGAAUACACCCUUGCACUUGGCUAGCAGUAAAGGUCAUGAAAAAUGUGCCUUGUUAAUACUUGACAAGAUCCAAGAACAGAGCCUUAUUAAUGCAAAAAAUAAUGCGUUGCAGACACCUCUCCAUAUUGCUGCACGAAAUGGCCUAAAAAUGGUGGUUGAACAGUUGCUGGCCAAGGGGGCGUGCGUACUAGCGGUAGAUGAAAAUGGUCAUACGCCAGCCCUGGCUUGCGCUCCUAACAAAGACGUGGCUGACUGCCUGGCACUCAUUUUGGCUACCAUGAUGCCUUUUUCUCCUUCCAGUUCAAUGAUGCCUUUCAACUUCGUUUGUUUUAAAAAAGACAAUUUAAGCAGGACACAUCUCUGCGAUGGCUCCAAUAUGGGCAGCAUUAACUCUUACAGUAAACCCUUGAGUAACAAUAUAGGAACAGAGGAUGGGUACAAUGAAAAUGAUUCCGAUUCUGAAACGUUUUGACUUUGCUUCUAGGUCAAAUGGACCCCGUUCCUCGUCUGGAACAGAUGUACAAAAGGAAGACUGAGACUUUAAAAAAAUAAGCAAAUAAAUUACCAUGAACUAACCAGCUCUAUACCAUGAGGACCAAAAUGCUUCAGUAUUUAAAUGGAAGAUUUUAAUUUUUUUCUGAAUGCAAGUGACAGAAUGAAGUAAUUUUUCUAAACAAUAAAAAUGUAAACUUUUUGAGUAAUGAAUAGUCUGGGGUGUAUUUUACAUUUUAUGACACAAAUUUCUAGCUGACAGCUUGACGUUUUUAACUGAUGAUGUGUUGACCACAGUUUAUUUUUUUCCAGACUAGAGAGAAUGUUCAUAUACUUUUAAUGUAAAUGUGUUUAUAUUUAUUUGAAAUGAAACCAAUGCCCAGGAAAACUAACUAUGACUUGUUCUCCUUUUUUGUGAAUCUUAUUUGGCAUAACACAAAAUGAAAUGUGAAUAUAAGCCAAGCCUGUUGGCUUGAGUGGGGAGGAGGGUGGGCGUGUGUAGCGUGGCCACAUGGGCUCAAAACUAACCUCAGGUUCUUACUCAUAUGGCUGGAUGUAAUGUGAAGAUGAAACAACCAGCCUGUUGGUAAAGGGUGGAGAGUGAAUUUGUGCAUUGCACCACUUGAGCACCCUUUAUCAGACAGAUUAGAGCAUAGGAAAAACUCACAACUUCCUAGCAGGGAAGGGGGGGCAUCAUAACGCAGCUAAGGUAUGUGGCACAGGGAGGAUAGAGGAGAUGUAAUGUGGCUUGGAGUAAAGAAAUUUGUUGGAACUACCUAUGAUUCCCACUCUGGCUGUUUGCAGGCUUAAGUCUAUGCUGGAAGGAUGGGAGGUGUCUCCUCAGUAAACACUUUAGGCAGGGCAAAGGAAAAAAUAGUUGUUUUUUUUUUGUUUUUUUUUUAAUUGCCAAUUCUGAUAGUGUUCUAUAUAAUCAAUGUCAACAUUUUCUAAAAUUUGUUGACAGGUUCCCAUUCUUCAUGAAGGGGAAAAAAACAUUUUAAGUAUGUAAUUCUUAGUGAGACUUUUAAUGCAUAUAUGGGUAUCUAGUAGUAUACAUAAUACAUUACCUAUAAUUUGCCCUGCUAAAAUUAAAUGAUUUUAAUGUCUCUAUGAAUAUUAUGGAAUAGAACAUUUUAAAUCUUAAAGUUAAAAAAAAAUCUCAAGGGGUGUUCCCUUUAAGGAUUCACAUUUCUCUUUUUCUAUGUUUUCCUGCAGUGGAAACCCCAAGCUCCUGAACCAUGGGCUUUCCCCUCCUACAUUAGUACUGUAUAACUAUUUUGAUUUUUUUAAAAUUGCUAAAGAGCAAUAACUACUUUACUUAAAGCACUGAAAAUAAGGGGAGAGACCAACAUGGAAAGAGUGGUGGGUUCUGUGGUGUCUGUUUAGAAGUGAAUGGAAAUCCCACAUUUUGCUUUUUGUUGUUUCUAAAUGGAAUGAACACUUUAAACUUCAUUUCCCAUGUUUUUUUUUUCAUUAGAAGGAGAAAAGGGUCACAAUUACCCUAGAAAUGCAGAGGUAAAAAUCACAGUGGUAAUUUAAAAAAAUUCAGCAUUUCCUAUUGGCUACCACACAGUGAUAGCGAAGAUACCAUCAUUACUUCCUACUAAAAUAUUGGUAUCUGUGUGGUAUUUGUCAAUAAGUGCUGACUUUAUGAUGACCCAUUAUAUCUAACAUUAUAGAACUGUAGAUGAUUAUUGAAUUUCUUUGAUCAUUCUGUGGUCCCAAUUCAAAAUCCACUGAAGUCAGUAGAAUAAGAUUCCUAUUGAAGUCAAUGGAUUUUGGAAUGAGUACAAUCUACAAAUAGCUCAAGUGUAUAUCUGGUAUUGUCUACUUUAAAACAAAGAAGAGGAACUAAAUCUAAAUUUUCUCAUUGACUACAAACUGGCCAUCCAGUUUUAGCGGUGAUUUCAAGCAUGCUAUAUUACAGGAAUCGUAGAAAAGAUAUCACAUAUGCUUUGUUGGUUACCCUCUUAAGGGCACUGGGAAUUCACGUUUUGAGCAUGGUACUCUUAGGAGAAAAAACGUACAAUAUGGGUGAGAUUUUCAAAAGUGCUCAGCUUUGGUUUAAUUUUGCUCUUAUAAGUCAAUAGGAACAGAGUUAGGUAAAAUGUUGAACACUUUUGAAAAUCCCACCCUCGUUUUUAUUAGUACAAUAAUUUGUACAAACUUAUAGAAAUAAAUUUGUGAUUUAGGACUUGAUCUUGCAAACAUUUAAACAUGGGAAUAAAUUUAUUCUUGUAAUAGUCAGUCCCACUGAGUUAAUGGAACUAUUCACGGGAGUAAAGUUACUUAUAUGCAUAAAUGUUACAGGAUGAGGCACUUCAGCCCUGAUUCUGCGAGUUAUAUGGGUUACCUCUGUGCCUGUACACAACAUGGGGCUCUAUGUGAAUGCACUGGUCCGUCCCCAUGGUUCUACGUGAAGGAUCAGGGUUUUAGUUUAUAUUUUAACCACAGUUAUAGGUGGACUUCAUUGCAGGAAUGGUUCUCAAGUCUCUAUCAUAAAUACCAAAAGUUCCAGUCUUCAAAUUGCCUAAAAUCUGCCACUAUUCUACACUGAAAUAGCUAUGGGAAUUUCAGUUUAUCAUUACUAAAAGGGCACCAUAGUAUGUUUGGUACUUUUUUAUGCAGUAAACAGCUGCCAGAUUUAUUAUUAAAUCAGAACAAAUACAUAAAAUGGAUUAUUAUCCUUUGUAAUGUUGAGAAAUUUGGUUAUGUAUCAGUUGGGAUGAAUUAACGACUUUGUGAUUUUGUUGUCAUGUAAGAAACUUUAGAGUGCCUUUUUAUAUUUGUGUAUUCUGGAAGUAUUUUGUGAAACUUGUUAUCUUCUGUUUUUCAUUUGAGUGUUAUCAAAGCAAUAUAAUACCAGUAAAUUUUCAAUUCAAGCCUUUUUGGAAAGUAUAAAGUAGUUUUUUUCUUUUUGUAUGUUCUACCUGCAUUGAAAUGAAAAUUAAUUUGCUAAAUUUCUAUAGGAAAUUAUGUAUAAUUUUUGCAGUGCUGAAAAGGCUUUCUUAUUACACAAAAAGUAAACUUUAGGUCAGUGUUUAUAGGGCAGGACGUUUUAAAAUAGUGACAAUCUGAGAGUGUGCAUAAAAUGUAAUUCUAUGCGUUUCUUAUGCAGUGAUCUACAUAUUAAAAGCCAAUAACCUUAUGUUUUGUAGUUUUGUCUUAUUUUAUGCUUUAGCAUGUGCAAUAUAUCUUUACAAACCAUGGUGAUACAAAUCUGGUGCCAGUGUUAUAUUUUGCAUAACAUAUUUGUAAUAAACAAUCUAAAAUACU